AUCAAUUAAUGAAAGAGGUAGGUUACAUGAGCUGCACAACUGAGAUUGUGUAUGUGUGAGCAUUUGUGUGUAUUCUUUCUGUUGACUCACAUCUGUCCUUAGGUACUUCACAAACAACUAAUUUUGUCUUGAACAAAGUGGUGGUAAAGGGGAAGCCUUCGGGGAGGAAUGAAACCAUUCAUGAUGGUACUAAAAAGACAGGUGAGAUGGUGGCAUUUUGGUGUUGCUUCUAUCAAUGGAGUAAAAUUAUCAGUGUAAUAUUUGUCGUCAUUGUUUAGGAGCUUCCAAAAAAAAGAAAAAGUGAGAAAGGUAGUUGGCAAAAAUUGCUGUUGCGUCUGUGGGAAGGAGGCUGGGUCACACCACUGUCAAUCAUGUGGUGAGACAGUACAUUCCAUCCCACCUUGUAGCGUACCAGCUCCUGAAGCUGAGGAGGGUUAUGGAAUGCUAUGUAACUGCAAACAUUGUCAAGAUGGUUCUAAGUCCUCAGAAGAUGAUGAUUGCCAGGGUCUUACAGGUCUUACAGCAGGAUCUGUUGAUGCAGACAAAUUGAUUGAAGAUUAUGAUAGCGAACCCAGAAAGGGGUGCCCGGAUUUCAAAUUAGCAGUUGUCCGCAAUAAAGGACGACAAAAGACCAAAGCAAAAGUUCCUUCAAAAUGGAAUUUUACGAGCCUUGUUGAUCGUCCUCCUACUUGUUGCAUCUGUGAUGGAAAUGUAGAUAGUGACCAUACGUGUUCCCAAUGCCAGAGUACAGGACAUGCAUCACACCCCUGUUCUAGCCCUGAUGGUAAUGGUGGCCGUUUGUGUAACUUUUGUGAAGCUUCUCUGGAUAAAUUAUUGUCUUCCAACGAUCCCCCUUCAACCCAGGUUGUGAAACCCUGUUGGGGCUGUUAUGAGCCUCUGCUCCUGAGGCUAGCCAAGAAAGGGCAAUUUGCAGGCAAGAAGUCUUUUUAUAGUUGCAAGACGCCGCAGCGAACCCCUAGAUACACUGGGCUGCCCCUAUCUGCUCUGGAUGACCUUAAAAGAGGACACUCUUUAACUGACGAACAUCUGAAUGCUGCAUGCAUAAUGCUGAAGGCAGCUUUUAGUGACCUGGGUGGACUGACAGCUCCCCAAAAUGUAGUACGCUUUGAGAAUCACAUCAGUGUGGCUCCUCGUAUCGCUGAAGCCCAUGAAGACUACAUCCAGAUGCUAAAUACUGGCACAGGGCAUUGGGUGUUACUCAUAGUGUCCAAAGGUCAACCAUAUCUUAUGGACAGUUUAUGGACAGGCAAGAUGACUCUCCAUACAAAGUCCCAAAUAAAAGAUAUAAUGAGCUUGAAUGACAAUUUCAGUGUUAUCAUACCCGAAAUCCAGCAGCAGGACAAUAGCACUGAUUGCGGCCUUUAUGUCAUUGCAAAUGCUGUGGAAUUUGCUAAGACCCGCCAAGUUCAAAAAGUUUAUUUUAUCAGAGAAGAGCUGAGAUCACAUUGGCUAAAGCCCACAACAAACUGUUUUCACAGAUUAUGUCGUGCAAGUUACAUCACUUACCAGCGCCAAAAUUGCCUGUUGAAAGAUCCUCAACCAGGCCACACAUGUUGCAAGCACUGCAAAGUACAGAACAAGGGAGGCCAUGUAUGUGAAUGUGUAGUGUGUUUAGAUCCAACAUCAGAUAAUGCAAAUUUAAUACCUGUACUUUGUAAGGUUUGUGUGAAACCAGUGCAUGAAUUUUGUUCCAAGUAUGUAAUUGAAGAGGACAGCCGUUACUGCUUCUUUUGCCACAUCAAGAAAAAUACCAACUUGGAGAAGGAGGUUGUGGAAGAGGUUCUUAGGGGGAAAGGACCCAUUUCCAAGGACCAUAUAAUUUCUGCAUCCGCCUUCCUCAAAGAACAGUUCUCUGACUUGGGCGGCUUGGCGGAACCUAAAGAUGUAGUCAGAAAGAAGGAGUAUCUUCUGUUUUGCUAUGACAAUGCACUUGAUGACCAGGAUUAUGUUCAGUUUCUCAGCACUGGAACUAGUGACUGGGUCUUGUUAGUAGUACAAAAAGGAAAACCUUAUUUGUUGUGCAGCGAUGUGCAGUCCAAGCUCACAUCUGAAGUAGAAACACAGGUGGCGGUCAUCAUGAACUGCUUUCAAAGCGAGUUCACUAUAUUCUUGCCUGUCAUUAAAAACUGGCGUGACCAUGAUAGAUUGUGAUAUGUGUGGUGAUUGGUACCACCCUAAUUGUGUUGAUGAAUCAGACACAAAUGUCAAAUCGGUGUGUGCUCUCUGUACACCUGAGACAAAUUAAAGAGAUAAGCGUUCUUUGUAACCAUUGUUUUGUUAGAUUAAUGCGAUAAAACAUAAAACCUAAUUAUGGUUGGCGUUGUGUCAUCCUUCAUAUUUUUUAACUUAGCCUGUGAUCUGUUUAUUGAAAAUUGCACAACGCACAACAAUAAAUACAGUACUAUAAUUAAUGGUCGUUUCUUUCCGUGAUUACAAUAUAUUUUAUAAACGCCUGG
Messenger RNA from Frankliniella occidentalis (western flower thrips), 2477 nucleotides. RefSeq lists its product as uncharacterized. NCBI's taxonomy places the organism in Eukaryota, Metazoa, Arthropoda, Insecta, Thysanoptera, Thripidae. Gene Ontology annotation, molecular function: cysteine-type peptidase activity. Gene Ontology annotation, biological process: proteolysis. Bases 442 to 2172 code for a protein of 576 amino acids. The record is from RefSeq and is a predicted model, not a curated record. The transcript has 10 exons.